AUGACAUAUUGGGUUAAGAUAACGAAGAAGAGAGGUUGGAGGAAGAACAAGAUGAAGAUAAAGAGUUGGGGAAGCAUAAAAUCGAUAUUUAUGCAAGCGGACGGUGUAGAUUUGAUGUUGAUGGCAUUAGGCUUAAUCGGAGCCGUAGGUGAUGGCUUCAUUACUCCUAUGAUAUUUUUCAUAUGCAGCAAACUACUCAACGACUUUGGUGGCUUCUCUUUCAAUGAUGAGACUUUCAUACAAGCCAUCUCCAAGAACUAAUGUAUUUUCUGUUGGGAACAUAAUGCAAUAGCUUUGCUUUAUGUGGCUUGUGCAUCAUUGGUCAUAUGUUUCCUUGAAGGAUAUUGCUGGACAAGAACAGGGGAGAGACAAGCCGCAAAAAUGAGAGAGAAGUAUUUAAUAGCGGUGUUAAGACAAGAUGUGGGUUACUUUGAUCUUAAUGUCACAAGCACUUCUGAUGCUGUCACUAGUGUCUCUAGUGACAGCCUCGUCAUUCAAGACUUCAUUAGUGAAAAGUUACCAAACUUUUUGAUGAAUGUAUAUGCGUUUGUCGGAAGCUACAUAGUGGGUUUUGUCUUAUUGUGGAGACUCACAAUAGUAGGCUUCCCAUUUAUCGUCCUCCUUUUGAUCCCUGGACUGAUGUAUGGACGAGCUCUCAUAAACAUCUCGAGGAAGAUACGUGAAGAGUACAAUGUGGCUGGUUCUAUAGCUGAGCAGGCCAUUGCGUCGGUUCGGACCGUCUACGCAUUUAGUAGUGAAAAGAAGAUGAUAGAAAAUUUCUCAAAUGCACUUCAAGGGUCGGUGAAGCUAGGGUUGAGACAAGGGCUAGCUAAAGGAAUUGCCAUUGGGAGCAAUGGUAUCACUUAUGCUAUUUGGGGGUUCAUGACUUGGUACGGAAGUCGCCUGGUUAUGAAACAUGGUUCGAAAGGUGGUACUGUCUCCACGGUCAUUGUUUGUGUCACUUUUGGCGGCACAUCACUUGGUCAAAGUUUGUCGAAUCUCAAAUAUUUCUCGGAGGCGUUUGUAGCAGCGGAAAGAAUGAUCAAAUUGAUAAAAAGAGUUCCCGAUAUAGACUCAAACAACUUGGAAGGUCAAAUUUUGGAGAAAACUCGAGGAGAAGUCGAAUUCAACCACGUGAAGUUCACCUACCCGUCUAGACCCUUAACCACAAUCUUUGAUGACUUUUGUCUAAGAGUUCCAUCCGGGAAAACUGUCGCUCUGGUAGGCGGAAGCGGAUCGGGAAAAUCAACUGUGAUAUCACUUUUACAAAGGUUCUAUGACCCGAUAGCCGGAGAGAUUCUCAUUGAUGGUAUGCCCAUUCAUAAGUUGCAAGUGAAGUGGUUGAGAUCACAAAUGGGUCUAGUUAGCCAAGAACCAGUGCUUUUCGCCACAUCGAUAACCGAGAACAUAUUAUUUGGUAAAGAGGAUGCAUCCAUGGAUGAGGUAGUAGAAGCUGCAAAAGCUUCAAAUGCUCAUAAUUUCAUAUCUCAGUUCCCUAACAGUUACAAAACUCAGGUUGGGGAAAGAGGAGUACAAUUAUCUGGAGGCCAGAAGCAGAGGAUUGCAAUUGCACGAGCAAUAAUUAAGUCACCAAUAAUUCUCCUUCUAGACGAGGCAACAAGCGCAUUGGACUCAGAAUCCGAAAGAGUAGUCCAAGAAGCCUUAGAAAACGCCUCGGUUGGCCGUACAACUAUCGUGAUUGCGCACCGCCUCUCUACCAUUCGUAAUGCUGAUAUUAUUUGUGUAGUCCAAAAUGGUCGCAUUACAGAAACUGGAUCACAUGACGAGCUCUUGGAGAAAUUAGAUGGUCAUUACACUUCUCUAAUCCAUCUACAACAAAUGGAGAAUAAAGAAUCAGAUAUUAACAUCAAUGUAAGUGUGAAAGAGGGCCAACAAAGGAGUUUGGGUAAAGACCUCAAGUACAGUCCAAAUGAAUAUAUUCAUAGCACUACUAGUUCAAACAUUGUUACAGAUUUUUCUGAUAUGACUCCUAAAGAUAACAAGUCACGUGUGCCAUCAUUUAAGAGAUUGAUGGCAAUGAAUAGACCAGAGUGGAAACAUGCAUUAUAUGGUUGUGUAGGUGCAGCCCUUUUUGGAGCUGUAAUACCAAUUUACGCAUUCUCUACAGGAGCAAUGGUAACAGUGUUUUUUCUAACAAGUCAUGAGGAGAUGAAGGAGAAAACAAGGAUCUAUGUGUUAGUAUUUGUUGGUCUAGCUUUGUGCACUUUCUUGACUAAUAUCAGUCAGCAUUAUAAUUUCGCUUACAUGGGCGAAUACUUAACAAAACGUAUCCGAGAGCAUAUGCUCGGGAAGAUACUAACGUUUGAAGUCAAUUGGUUCGACGAGGAUGAGAACUCGAGUGGUGCGGUUUGCUCUAGACUAGCAAAUGAUGCUAAUGUGGUGAGGUCGCUAGUUGGUGAUAGGAUGUCACUGUUGGUACAAACUAUAUCGGCAGUGAGUAUCACUUGUACAAUUGGUUUGGUCAUCUCUUGGCGAUUCGCCAUUGUGAUGAUUUCGGUGCAACCACUUGUUGUUGUGUGCUUCUACACUCGAAAUAUCCUGCUUAAGCGCAUGUCGAAAAUCGCCAUCAAUGCUCAAGAUGAAAGCACUAAACUAGCUUCAGAGGCUGUCUCCAAUAUUCGAACCAUCACAGCUUUCUCUUCACAAGAACGGAUCAUUGAAUUAUUUAAAAGGGCUCAAGAAGGUCCACGGAGAGAAAGCGCACGCCAAUCAUGGUUAGCAGGGAUUAUGUUGGGGACUUCACAAGGCCUUAUAACGUGUGUCUCAGCUUUGAACUUCUGGUAUGGUGGGAAACUAGUUGCUGAUGGGAAGAUGGUGUCAAAAGAAUUCUUAGAAAUAUUUAUGAUUUUUUCGAGUACUGGUCGGCUUAUUGCCGAAGCUGGGACCAUGACCAAAGAUUUAGCCAAGGGAUCAGAUGCGGUUGCGUCAGUGUUUGCAGUAUUAGAUCGAUGCACAACCAUUGAACCGGAGAACCUAGAUGGAUACGUCCCAAAAAAGAUAAAGGGACAAAUAAGAUUUCUCAACGUGGACUUCUCUUACCCGACACGGCCUGAUGUGACUAUAUUCAAGAACUUCUCCAUUGAUAUUGAUGCGGGUAAGUCAACAGCGAUCGUUGGUCCAAGCGGGUCAGGUAAAUCUACAAUUAUUAGCUUGAUCGAGCGGUUCUAUGACCCGUUGAAGGGUAUUGUUAAAAUUGAUGGUCAUGAUAUAAGGUCAUAUCAUUUGAGAUCACUUCGUCGACACAUAGCUUUGGUUAGUCAAGAACCAACAUUAUUUUCCGGGACAAUCCGAGAGAACAUCAUGUACGGUGGAGCAUAUAACAAGAUAAACGAAUCAGAGAUUAUCGAGGCGGCAAAGGCAGCCAAUGCUCAUGAUUUUAUCAUAUCACUAUCUGGUGGCUAUGACACGUACUGCGGAGACAAGGGAGUGCAAUUGUCUGGUGGUCAAAAACAGAGAAUCGCGAUCGCUCGAGCAGUCCUAAAGAACCCAUCAGUGUUGCUCCUUGACGAAGCUACGAGCGCUUUGGACAGCCAAUCCGAACGUGUGGUGCAAGAUGCACUUGAGCGUUUGAUGGUUGGGAGGACAAGUGUUGUGAUAGCACAUAGGCUUAGCACAAUUCAGAACUGUGACAUGAUCACUGUUUUAGACAAAGGGGAAGUUGUCGAAUGUGGAACACACUCCUCUUUGUUGGCCAAAGGUCCCAUGGGAGCUUAUUUCUCAUUAGUUAGUCUCCAAAGAACUCUAGGUUGA
This is a messenger RNA of Capsella rubella, 3771 nucleotides long. RefSeq names its product ABC transporter B family member 18. The transcript is spliced from 8 exons. Gene Ontology annotation, biological process: transmembrane transport. The record is from RefSeq and is a predicted model, not a curated record. Gene Ontology annotation, molecular function: ABC-type transporter activity; ATP hydrolysis activity; ATP binding. Gene Ontology annotation, cellular component: membrane. NCBI's taxonomy places the organism in Eukaryota, Viridiplantae, Streptophyta, Magnoliopsida, Brassicales, Brassicaceae.